AUGCGCAACACUCGAAGUAACGCAGCGGCGGCUGCAAAGGCACCAAGAGAGGCGCGCGAUUCCCCGGCCAAGCCACAGAUGUCAAUCGAGCAAGAAACAGUAUCGCAGAGAUACCCAUUAGCUCGCCGCAACCCUCCGCUUGAGGCGGCUCAACGAGGGUCCAGUAUCUCAACCAACCCAGCGAGGCCUGACGAUGAAACUGAGUUUAUAGAUGAUGAUGACGAGUAUUUUCAACGUGACGAACCUGGCAGCCAACCGAAGGAGGUCGAGAUAUCGAGUGAACACUCCCGGUUGAGCCCAGAGCUCGAUCCUGAGAAAUUGAAGAAUCUUAAGAUCCUCGAGCCUCUGGUCCCAGAUUUGGCCAGGGCUGCUGAUAGUCUGUACAAAUUCUCGAAGCAGAAAUCAUUGGAUAAGGAGAGUUUUCAAGGAACCUUGGGCGUCAAGAGACACGCUUUCGAUAGCAUGCAAAACAGCUUUAAAAGGCUUGGGCAACCCUACAAGGGCGACUUCGUUGAAAUCACAAGCUUCAUGGGAUUAGGCUCUACACAACAACAAAGAUCUCUGGUUGGUCAGAUCGCCCGCGUCAAUACCGUUAUAGCCUACGACAGAAUCAACAAUAUUGGGGAUGACCAAGCGCCAGAAAUCUUCAAGUUUCUCAAAACUUUCAACGAGGCCUUCCCCGACUACUUUCUUCUGGCCCCUGAAAUGUUCCAAGAACCUGAAGUAAUUUUGGAUAUGCGGACCUGGCUACUCGUCGAAGCCCUUUCAGGUACCGACGGUCAAAGUAAUAUUGAAGAAGCGCUCGUUGAGAUAUUCUGUGAUCCUUACAAAAUAGGCAACCUCGCCAGCGUGGAGGAACAGUCCAACUACCCAGCGCUUUUGUCAGGGCACUACUUUCGAGAAGUUGGCGACAGUGGUCACGUCGACACUGAGGAACUCUGCUCAACACGCAUACUCGAAAUAAUCGAAGUCUUCAAAAAAAAAGGAAACCGCGAUGCAACCUCACAUCUAUUAGAGAAAUAUCCUCUUCGAGAGCUGCUCAGAAAUCUCAGCGACUGUUUUGACGCCAUGUACAAUAUCUCGGCUGACGAGGAGAGUGUUCCCGUCGACACCCAUCCACCAUACCCUGAUCACCAGGCUACCGUAGAGAGUGUUCCAGUUGGUACUCAGUCAUCGUACUCCGAUCAGCAGCCUAUUGUAGAGAGUCAAAGUGAUCCUUUCGGCUCUGACUCUCAGUCGAUCAUUCGCGCAGAAACUCAAGACGCAGAGUAA
Messenger RNA from Fusarium graminearum PH-1, 1272 nucleotides. RefSeq lists its product as uncharacterized. The record is from RefSeq and is a predicted model, not a curated record. Bases 1 to 1272 code for a protein of 423 amino acids. The transcript has a single exon. Lineage: Eukaryota; Fungi; Ascomycota; Sordariomycetes; Hypocreales; Nectriaceae.